CUUCCCAGCGUUCCUUGGGGAUGCUGCGCUCCGUUGUUUUCCCAGCUUAGACGCGGCUAGUUCAAGUUGCCAUAGCAGAAUGAAGCAAGGAGACUCCUCUGUUACUUAUCAGUGCUGAAAAAAAGUCGACCGGUGCCGUCGUUACAGUACUUUUCUAGCAUUGUUAAUUUACCUCAUUAGUUUUUAUCUAGUCGUUUUAACGUUUUAUCCUAGGGUUGAAUUUGUAGGCGAACGUUUGGUUAGCUAGGUGGCUAACGUUCUCUGUAGUUUCCACUUGUUGCUAACCAGUCGGAGCAUCCUUCGCAACAAUGAGCUGGACUGCGGUUUACGGGCUCAAGCGCAGUUUCAGCCGUCGUAACUUAGUCAGAUAGCGCUGUGUCUUGGCUUAAAACUAAAAUGACAAAGCGUCAGUGUAGUUUUCCGACGUCAUGUUUAUGUUCAGUAAAAAAAAAAGUUCCCAACUAUCCCACCCUGCUGAUUAACGUUAGAGCGAACAGUUAGCGUUUCUAGUUGUGGCCGCUGCUCGUCGCUUUCCGCAGUCCGCUGGAUAUGUCUCAAGCCAUGGACACGUCCAGCGAGUCAGAGUCGUACGGAAGGAAGGUGCGGGGACACAGGGCGAGGGGGCGUGAGACCCACCGCAGGUCCGGACGGGACAGAGGACUUGUCAGCGGGGGCAGAGAAGACGGGCGAGCCGCGGAGAUCUCUGACAAAAUCAGCACCCUUGCCAACACCUUGCAGGACACAAGUAGGAACCUGACCAAAGUUGACAAAAUGUUGGGUCAAUACAGGGAUCACGCAGAUGAUCAAGCUGAAGCCAUGACACUGCUCAGGGAGAGCCUGGAGGAUUCAAUCAAUCAGCUGCAGACACGGAGGCUGAGCAGGACCAACGGCGUCCGCAGUUCCUCCGUCUCCCCCCUCCACAACAGUGACCUUGAGACCUACUCAGGGUCAGAGGAGAAGCGCUUCUAUCCCACCUCCCCGCUCAAGGAUUACGGCGGCGGCCCCAAAGGCAGGAGGAGGUCUCAGUCCGCUGGCGUUCGCUUCAGGGAUUCCGCCCAGGCUGCAGACGACAUUCAUUCGGUGCACCAGACCCUGCGGAACCUGUGUUCCGACCAGCAGAGGCUGUCUGAUGACCUGGAUAGAGAAAUCCUUCGGAGGAACAGGUCGGACAUCGACACCAGGCGGGCGAUGGAGAACCUGUCGGAACACGUGACGGUUUCCCAGAGGCACGACUCGGUGUCAUCCCGCGUGGAGCGACGUCUGCAGGAGCUGGAGAGAGAGAUGAACGCCGAGAGAGAGAGGAGGGCGGAGUGGCGGGCGGCCGGGGACGAAGACCAGCGGGAGAAUUUAGAGAGGUGCCAAGUUCGACCCGAUGAGAAAGAGGACGCCUUGACGGCGAGACUUUUACAAGCAGAGAGCGAGAAGUCCAAGAUGGAGCAGGAGCUGGGCAGAGCCAGGAGGUUACUGGAGCAGUCGGAGGACAGCAGGCAGUCCCUCGUUCAGCAGGUAGAAAACAUGCGUGGCGAGCUGCUGAGGACGAGGGCGGAGAAGACGACAACAGAGACGUCUCAGCUCGGCGCCCAGCUGUGUUCCGGCCACUCCGAGCGAGAAGGAGGAAGAGAUUACAGUGAGCUGGAAAAAGAGGUGGCUGAGCUGCGGGCACAGCUCCAGAAGGCCUCGGUCCGGAGCGAGGUGGAAGAGCUGAGGAGGGCCCUGGAGAGUAAGGAGAGAGAGAAUCUGCGACUCAGUUUACAGGUCAAGGAGUUCUCCUCUGACAUGGAGGGGCGGGAAAAGCAGCAUCUGCGAAUUCUGGACCAGCUGAAAAGCAUGCAGAGCCACGGGCAGAGAGAGAGGAGGGAGAUGGAGGCCUUGGUGCUGGAGAGCACGAGGAGCAAAAACGAGCUGAAGACCAGGGCCCAAGAAGCGGUGCGCCAGUGGAGAGCAAAGUGCAGGAGGCUGCAGAAGGAGCUGGAGGAUGUUGAGGUUCAAGGUCGACUCCAUGAAGAGAAGAUCCUGCAGGUCUCCAGGGAGAACGAGCGCUCCCAGGCCCAGCUGACGGCGCUGAGCCAGCAGGCCGAGGCGUCCUGCAGGGAGCUGGGCGAGGCCCUCAGCCGUUUGGCCCAGCGCGAGCAGGAGCUCCACCGUAAGGGCGUGGAGCUGUCGGAGGCCCACCAGAGGCAACUGGCGCUGCAGCAGGAGAUCCGAGAGGUGAAGGAGGCCUCGGCCACCUUGCAGGAGGAGUCUCAGCAUCAGACCUCCACCAUUGCCAGACUGAGAGAAGAGAACCACAUACUGGAGGAACAAGCUGAGGUUCAAGCCCGCCUCCUCCAGAGGGACCAGGAGGCUAAGGCAGAGCUCCACACCACCUUAAAGCAGAUGACCGCUGCACACGCCCAGCUGUCCCUGCGACUGGCCGAGGAGGAGAACGCCCGGAAGGACUUGCAGAGGGCCACAGCGGAGCUGCAGUCCAAGCUGACGCUGCUACAGGAGGAGCGCGCCACUCUGAGCCAGCAGCUGCAGCUGGAGAGAGAGGUCCAUCAGAAGGAACUGAACAACAUGGCAGCGACAGUCAAAGACGAGCGGACCAGGAAGGAUCGGGAAGUGCAGGAAAUGCUCAGACUCUGCCGACAGGAAAAUAAUGAACUGAGUACACAUCUAAGAGAAGUUAAGGCGAACGCAGCGUCAGACAAGGAGGUGCGCGUGGCGCUGCACAUCAAGUUGGACAGGAUGAAGGAUGAGUGUGAUAAGCUGGUGGCGCAGCUGCACACUAAAAACAACGCACAUUCUCUUCUGCAAAGAAAAUACCAGCAACUCAAGCAGGAACUGAAAGACAAAGUGAGCGAUGAUGAGCAGAGACGGGUUUCCGAGCCUGAGCUUUUGAGGCUGGAGAAGAAGAUUGUGACGAUGGAAGCAGACCGAGAAACGGUCCUCACUUCUCUCGGGGAGGAACUGGAUGCAGUCUGCCGGAGCCUGGCGAGGAACGGACAAGAGAAACUGCAGGCGAUCUCCCAGAGACCCGAAUUAGUGAAGGAUCCGCAUCUUUGGCUUGCUGAGACAAAGACCAAGCUGCGCUGGCUGAGCGAGGAAGUGCGAGAGCGCGACGUGAAGGAGCGGCGCCUGAGGAAGCAGCACCAGCAGACCAGAGACGAGCUGAAAGCUCUCAAGCAGAGCCGCGACUCGGAGCAGGAAACCCUCCUGCAGCGUAUGGACCAGCAGGAGAAGCUGCUGCGCUCCCUCAGCACGGAGAAGAAAGAGCUGCUGGAGAGGAGUCGCACGAAAGAGGAAGAAAUGAGAAGCCUUCAGGAUCGUGUGUUGGACCUGGAGAUGCACACGAGAAUAGCACUGGAGCGCUUGGAGUCGGUUCCAGAAAAACAAUGUCUGCUAGACGACUUCAAAGAUUUGGAGGAAUCACGGCAGCAGAUGGCGUUUGUAGAGCAGCGCUGUGGUAGAUACAGAGAGAUCGUCCAGGACCUGCAGGACCAGCUGGACGAGUCCAAACGCAGAAUCCAAGAAUACAGAGAAGAGAAGUUGGAUGCCACCUCCACGAGUCUGAGACUGGCUGCUCUUUCUUCUUCCAUCAAAGGGCCCAGCACAUUCCUGAGUGGCACAGUGAGGCCUGACUGUCUCUCUCUGACCACCACAGACCUGGAUGACGCCCACGCCAAGGGGUCUCGACCGCUCAUGCAUUAGUUCAGGGAUGAGCGAACCUUUACUCAGAUCUCUACAAACCUCAGCAUCUCUUGCCGCCUGGUUGUCACCCACAACCCGCUCCGCUGUGGUAAGGGGUCCCCGGUUCAACGCUAACGGCUUGUCUUUUCGCUGCGACGGAAGCACAACUGUGAAGACUUUUGAUGUCAUUUAAAAGAACCUGUAUUUAAAAUAUUUAUAACGCUUGAGACCAAAAUAUAUUUUACUGUUACAAGUGUCGCUACCGUCUUCUGUCAUCAUGCCAAUGUGUUUGUGCUAAAGCUUUCGAGCGACCAACAAAACUCUGGUGCCUUUUCAACAAGCUGCAGUUGUUUUUCCUAACUUCUAGUACUGUGUUCAUCAUGAAAUGUUUGACCGUCUCUUAAUUUUUGUGUGAUGCAGUAUAUAUUUGUUAAGGAAACGAGCACAGAUGUCUGGUUUUAUGAAUUGUUCCACAAGUGCACUGCGAAUUGAGUUCGCAGUUUCUAAUAUGUACUUUUUAAAAUAUCUUUGCUUUUGAAUGUUCCCUGUUUUUAACUCCAAAACCUUAAAUUUAUCAAAUAAAAUUUAUAUUUUAAGAAUU
Messenger RNA from Gambusia affinis (western mosquitofish), 4270 nucleotides. RefSeq names its product centrosomal protein 128 (gene cep128). The record is from RefSeq and is a predicted model, not a curated record. NCBI's taxonomy places the organism in Eukaryota, Metazoa, Chordata, Actinopteri, Cyprinodontiformes, Poeciliidae. The transcript has 25 exons. The coding region runs from base 550 to 3690 and encodes 1046 amino acids.